GACAAAAGGAAGGCAAGUCUACUCAGUUUUAAUGUAUAGCUAUACCUUUCAAGGGCCCACAUUGAUACCAGUGAUACAUUACUGAAGAGGUUACCCUACGGAAAUAAAUAUGAUUUGAUUUGAUUCAAUACUGUACCGCGACGGUAUAGUCGUACACGCGUAUACCGAGUGCCUAAAGCUGGCGCCGACAUUUCUUAACUCGUUGUAUCCAGUUUUUGUAUUUUAUAGUGUUUAAGUUAAGUAAAUUUCCCCCAGAUCCUCUUGUCUGAAAGCUAGGCAUUGGCAAUUUUUUAACAAGGUCAAUGACAAACUAACUAAGAGUGAAAUUUAAUAUACGGGCAAUUAAACAAAACUUCCUGUCUUGAACAGGCUCAUUUUCAAGUGAAUCGAUUCAUUCCAACACAAAAGCGGCUUUUACAAUUGAGAACUCAAGCAUGCAUGUCAAUUAGCAUGUCAAGGAACCUCAAACACUUUUACUGUUUAAUGACAAUAUAUACCAAUAGGGUUUGUAUAUAUAGGUUUAUAGCCUAAGAAAUAGGCGCCAUAUAUGAUUUCUAAACUGAUUAAACGAUGCUCCCAUUAAGCUUUGCACGCUUAGAAUUUAAGGUUUUUCAAAGGACAAACUUUUUUUGAAUUAGAUGUAUGACGAAGGCAUGCAUUAUUCCACUUUGAUAAUAGAGUGAUCAAAUACUAUAUAGCAUUGGUAAUAUUGGUGAUAUAAACACUCUGACAAAAAAGUAUAACUUGGAAAGAUUUUUAAAUUGAAUAUUUCUUUCUUUUAGUAAAAUUUAAUCUUCUCCCAAAGCUUAACCAUGGAAAGAAGUAACGGUAGAUCUACGUCAGAUGUGGUAGAGCUGCUACGAGAUAAAAAUUCUCAACUAAAAGAAAACAUUCAACAAAAGGAAAACGAAAAUGCGCAGCUAAAAAACGAUUUACAGACGUCAAAUGGUAUAAUCAGUCAAUUGGUGGAAAUUAUCCACAAUUUGGAGCUAAAAAAUGCCGAGUUGGUACUGGAGAAAAAAUGGUUGUUCAGCAGAAUCGAACAGUUAAAGUGUAAGGAAUGCAAUAAGAAUUGUGUACUUCGUACGAUGCUUUGGAUUUGCCAAACUGAGAAGCUGGGUCUGGGUGUGGACCUUUGUAUACGCCAGUUAGAAAAAAUAAUAAUUGCGCAUGCGGGCGCCAAAAUUGAAAAAGAUGAUUUAAAAUGUGAACAAUUGAUGGAAAUCUUAAGAAAAUGCGAAAUAGUUGCAAUCGCUGUAGAGUACAAGUAUCCUCCUGAAAUGAAUGCCAAGCUUCGAGUAAUAGAUGAAGCAUGGGACAGACUCAUGACAACGGAUGGUAGUGCGCGUGUAAUGAUACUUGGAAGGGUGAUCUCGGUGGCCAAUGAUGAGGGUCAUGCGGAAGUGUGUGAUUUGGACACGAGGGGUGAUGGGAGAGUAACAAUCCAUAACCCACAGAAAGAGGAGUGGGGACAUGGGAAUCAACAAAAUUUUAGAGAUUAUGUUAUCAAAGACGAAGGUCUUAUAUUAUAUACUGUCAACCUAGAGAAAUUAAAACUAAUAAUCAAAGAACAUGAGGAUAUUUUACAUCGGACCAAUCGAUCUGAUCAAACAUUGGCCAUCGCCUCAGGCGCAAUAGAUGGGGUUCAGUAAGCAUGCAAUCACUUUGUAAACGAUUCUGUUUCUCGCGUAAAUAAAAGUUUAAAUGACAAGAUCUGUGUGCUCAUUUAAAUAUUAA
This is a messenger RNA of Paramuricea clavata, 1737 nucleotides long. The record is from the annotation of a GenBank genome assembly. Lineage: Eukaryota; Metazoa; Cnidaria; Anthozoa; Malacalcyonacea; Plexauridae.